Magnolia sinica is the source of this 1126-nucleotide messenger RNA. Its product is annotated as putative disease resistance protein RGA3. Bases 380 to 1126 code for a protein of 248 amino acids. Gene Ontology annotation, molecular function: ADP binding. NCBI's taxonomy places the organism in Eukaryota, Viridiplantae, Streptophyta, Magnoliopsida, Magnoliales, Magnoliaceae. The record is from RefSeq and is a predicted model, not a curated record. The transcript has 2 exons.
GUGGUUCCUUUUUCUCCCACUUAAUGGAAUUUUUACUUUUGCUUUUUUAGUUCUAUUUGUGGAGUGUUUCCUUAUUUUCCAUUACACAUUAUUACAUUUUCAGUUCUUGGGGAUUUCCACCAGUUUCGAGAGAAAAGAGUGUUGAGUGUUUGUCUGUGAGAGAGAGUUCCUUCUUCCUUUCAUCUUCUUCUUCUCCAUCAUCACAAGUGCGUUGUAGUCUACUUGUGUGGACGGCUUACAAUCAUCCUCAUUCCCUACCACUCUCUCAGCUCCCUCCACUACAAUAGAUCAGGGAGACCUCUUGAUUCAGAGGAUCGGUAUCAAACUCUUCAUCGUAGAAAUCUAUCCACGUUAUCCUGAUCACUUCAAGGAACAAGGAAUGGCAGAAGCAGUUGUAUCCGGCUUUCUUCAACUAGUUAUUGAAAAACUAGCAUCGCCAAUCCUAGAAAAGUGUAAACUGUUCUGGGGUUUUCACAAGGAGAUGGAAAAUCUAAGAAGCCGGUUAUCAACGAUACAAGCAGUGCUUGAAGAUGCGGAGGAGCAGCCAGUAAAGAGCAAGGCGUUACAGAAUUGGCUGGGAAAGCUUAAAGAUGUGGUUUAUGAUGCAGAUGACAUAUUGGAUGAGUUCACAAUCGAAGCAAAAGUGGAAGCUAAACGCAGAAAAUUGCAGAUCGGCACCUUUUCAGCAUCGAACCUGGUGUCCCGUUCAAAUAUGGCAGAUAAGAUAAAGGAGAUAGGGCAGAGAUUAGAUAAGAUUGCUGAAGAGAGGUCUCAAUUCCAUUUGAUAGGGGGAGAACGGGUGUCAGAUAUUAAAGGCCGAGAACCAACUGAUUCAUUUGUAAUCGAAUCAGAUGUUUAUGGAAGGGAAGAAGAUAAAAGAAGGGUAAUGGAAUUACUGAUUAGCAACGAUAACGGAGAGGAUGUUAUAGUCAUCCCCAUAGUCGGUAUGGGGGGCCUUGGGAAGACCACACUCGCUCAGUUAGCUUACAAUGACGUGAGGGUAGCAACGCAUUUUGUAUUAAGAAUGUGGGUUUGUGUGUCCGACCAUUUCAGUCUGAGUAAGGUAACAAAAGAUAUCAUAGAGUCAGCAACCCAUAGCAAAUGUGAUCUCCAAAGCAUCGAUUAG